GACGCAUAACUCAGUAGACCCCUCUACUCUGAAAGAGCAAAGGAUCCCGGUUAUCGUCGUUUAAUGCUGAAUUGCCACGAACGCCGUCAGGAUGAGUGCUAGUGGUAGGAAAACCAGAAGCACUGGUAUAGCAGAGCUGUACCGGGUUGCUCUGGAACGCCGUAUUGAGCAAAGGGACGGGAACUUGGUAUGCGGUGAUAAGGAGCUGUGCAUUGAGGUGGAGGAAAUCCUCACAAGGGGCAGUGCUUCCGACAUUCUUUCUGUGCCGGGUUUAGAUCUACUCUCUGUAAUGGAGGUCUCUCUCCAGUCCUUGCUACCUGCUUCAGGAGGGUCCGGCCUCCUGAAACUUGCGAAGGCAUUUGAAGUGCUUGAACUGGCCACACUUAACCUCUAUCUGUGUCCCUGGAGGAAGGAGUACAGAGUUGUGAAGAUGUAUUCCGGAAUGUUCACCCACUGCAUCAAAGCAGCCUUUAGUGUAGAGCAAGCAAUCAAUCUCUUUGCAUUGCUUGGAUACCAGACCUUGGGGUCUGGAGCAGAUGAUGAGCUGAAACUGAGCUCUACACCGAUUCCAGACAGUCUUCUCCACCUGGCCUGUGCCUUCUUUACGGCCCGUAUCGAGUGUCAGCUUCUCCAUUCUGCUUUGGGCUCUGUGGGCAGAGGCGUGAAGUGGGAACUGAAGCUGGUCCAGGAGAGACAGAGGGGUCACAGCCUCUUAGUAGCACUAGAGAAUGUUGCAGAGUCUCAGAAUGCAUCAUCUAACAUCUCAACCAACAUCUCACCUAACACUGGGCCCGAUCCAACAACCAGUUCAGAUCCUGACUAUGAGGAUCUCUACACAGAAGGCCCAGAACAUGAAGAAGAGACAAAUUACAGGGUUGAUGACUCUUCUGCACCAUCUAGUCCCCUUUAUGCAUCACCUAGUGGUGCCAAGACUUCUUAUAGUGACUUUUCACCAUCUGACCAGGGGAGUAGUGGGCUCUCCAGACAGGGGUCAACUCGGUAUGUCUCAUCAGUGAGCUACCAGGUGACUAAUCACCCCGUCCCUCCCUCGGAGAAGGCGGAGCCAAGCCGCGAGACAGGGACAUCACUUUUAAAAGAAGGGGGCGAUCAAAGCUUGCUAGCAUCUGGUAAUGGACAGAAGGAUAUCAGUCAUACUGGGAAACAGUUGUGCAACUGCUCUGAGUCCAGUACAAUGUACCUCCACAAGUGCUUUGAAUGCAGGGAACACCACAAUGCCAGCUGUCCCGUUUUUACUACUUGCAUUAUAAAAGGUCAUAAAUUCAAACCAAGAGGAGAACAAGUUGGGCAGCAGGGCACAGGCAGUGAAUCCCUGCAGGUCGAACAAAACCAAACUGAAGUAGAGAAACAGACACCAAAGAAACAUGUGUGUGUGGAGUCAGGAGAUCUGGGUUUCACCAUUUGCUACACCUGUAACUAUACUCAUAAUUACAGUUGUGAUGAAGGACGUCUUUGUAGAAAGAAAUCGCACAACGUGGAGCACAUACUUAGGAAAGCUGAAAAAAUGAGUCCAUCUACUGAGGCCAACUUCAUGUUAGGGUCACCAAAAAGUGAUUUAUCGCAGCUUGCACAAAGUCAAACAAGAGAAGAGGAGAAGAUACCAGUAGAAAAUCCACCAGAAAAACACUGCUGCGUGAAACCUGAAACUGUGGACUUUGCUGUCUGCUGCGCCUGUAACAAAAGUCAUACAAUCACUUGUGAAAUUUUAAAUCUUUGUGAUAAGAGAAAACAUGAGGUGAAGUAUGAACUGGGGGUGGAUAAUCACAUAAAACCUUCUGCUAAGGUCAAUGCUAUGCAAGGGCCACAAAAACCAGAAACACUGCAGGUGGAACAAGGCCAAACGAGACAUGAGGAACAGACACCACGUAAACAGAUACCAAAAAGACACGACUGCUUAAAAGCUGGAGAGCCAUCCUACUUCAUCUGCUACACCUGCAACUAUACUCAUUCUUGCUCGUGCCCUGAGCAACGUCGAUGUGAGAAGACUGGACAUAAAACUCAUUUCCAGGAAAUGCCCCCUGAACCCAUGUCUUUUCACUCAUGCUUUGAUCCCAAAAAGUCUCACCUCUCCCUGGCAUGUCUGACCUGUCAAGUCCUCCACACCUCACCCUGCAAAGAUGGAGAUGUGUGCAGGAUGAAACACAAGGUUAAGAACCUCAAAAUGCUUUGCUCAAACAAAAACAAACAUUGCCUUAACACAGCUGAAAUCUUGUGUAGGUAUUGCUGUGCUCAGUACUGCAGUCAGUGUUCAUACUCUAAAGUACUUGAGUGUGAUUGUGGUAAUACUUUACGCUCAUCUACUGAGGUAUAGCAGUAUAUUUUCUGUUGUAGUCACUCAUUCUGUAUUAUAUAUAAAAAAAACUGUUGGCCACAGAAAUGGAUUUUAAAUUGAACUUGUGAGGGUUAAAUCUAAUCUUCCUGGUUCCACUACAAACUCGAUUUAAGAAACUGCUUGUCUGUAUAGUUACCUGUUUAUAUAUAAUUGCACCUGAAACGGGUUGAUCCGGAUCUGGAUGGGGACUGCUUACCUUGUCUGAAUGUGAGAGGCACACAGAGCUACCCUGUAAGAGUUCCUCUUUAGGGAAGAAAUUGCUGAGAAAUAUCUCAACAAUAAUUUUGCGGUUGUUUUGCCUUGAAUAGACACUUUUUUAUACCUGAAAAGAAUUUUUUGAGCAUUGUAAAAUGAGAAUGAAGAUCUUUACAUUUUGUUUAUUUCAACAUUAAUCUGCUUAUAGACAUACUUUCACUUUCAUCUGCUAAAGUGUAACCUUGGUGUUAAGGUCAAAUUCUAGCCUGUCUGCCAU
Molecule: messenger RNA, 2822 nt
Organism: Chanos chanos (milkfish)
Lineage: Eukaryota; Metazoa; Chordata; Actinopteri; Gonorynchiformes; Chanidae
Gene: spata2l
Product: spermatogenesis associated 2-like
Exons: 3
Coding region: 92-2329 (745 amino acids)
Cellular component (GO): cytoplasm
Source: RefSeq, a predicted model, not a curated record